UUCCAUGGUGACGGCAAACAAGGCCCACACUGGACGGGGCAGCUGCUGGGCUGCUACUCUCGCCGCCGCCAUGAUUCCCCCCGCAGAUUCUUUGCUCAAGUACGACACCCCUGUACUGGUGAGCCGGAACACGGAGAAACGGAGCCCCAAGGCUCGGCUACUGAAAGUCAGCCCCCAGCAGCCUGGACCUUCAGGUUCAGCCCCACAGCUACCCAAGACCAAGCUCCCCUCAGCUCCCUGUGUCCCAGAUCCUACAAAGCAAGCAGAAGAAAUCUUGAAUGCCAUACUACCCCCAAGGGAGUGGGUGGAAGACACGCAGCUAUGGAUCCAGCAGGUGUCCAGCACCCCUAGCACCAGGAUGGACGUGGUGCACCUCCAGGAGCAGUUAGACUUAAAGCUGCAGCAGCGGCAGGCCAGGGAAACAGGCAUCUGCCCUGUCCGCAGGGAACUCUACUCACAGUGUUUUGAUGAGUUGAUCCGGGAGGUCACCAUCAACUGUGCGGAGAGGGGGCUGCUGCUGCUGCGAGUCCGGGACGAGAUCCGCAUGACCAUCGCUGCCUACCAGACCCUGUACGAGAGCAGCGUGGCGUUUGGCAUGAGGAAGGCACUGCAGGCUGAGCAGGGGAAGUCAGACAUGGAGAGGAAAAUUGCAGAAUUGGAGACGGAAAAGAGAGACCUGGAGAGGCAAGUGAACGAGCAGAAGGCAAAAUGUGAAGCCACCGAGAAGCGGGAGAGCGAGAGGCGGCAGGUGGAGGAGAAGAAGCACAAUGAGGAGAUUCAGUUCCUAAAGCGGACGAAUCAGCAGCUGAAGGUAAUCAACGCACAGGCUGGGGUGGAGGUGCCCACUGCCCCAAGACCCAGCCCCACGGGCCAGGCAUUCGGUUCCUUUUCCAUGGCUUUUAACUGUUUGUCCACAUGCACUGCCAAAGAAUAAAGGAAGCUGACUUUGGUGGUGGGAGAAGGGGAGGGCUCCAGAGGGGGUCUCCACUCUCAACUCCAAAUCUCUGAGGCGCCUCAGCCUGGCUCUCUAGUGGAGGAUUCUUCUCCCUGGAAAAAAGUUGCCCAUCCUCAAGGAAGAGGUGGAUAUGGCAAAAAGUGAAACUCCGUUCCCCUUGAAGCUGGUAUGUUGGAGCCUUCCUGGGGGAGAGCGGG
Messenger RNA from Mandrillus leucophaeus (drill), 1152 nucleotides. It is a transcript of the gene DNALI1, whose product is annotated as dynein, axonemal, light intermediate chain 1. NCBI's taxonomy places the organism in Eukaryota, Metazoa, Chordata, Mammalia, Primates, Cercopithecidae. The coding region runs from base 5 to 934 and encodes 309 amino acids. Gene Ontology annotation, cellular component: filopodium; axoneme. The record is from RefSeq and is a predicted model, not a curated record. The transcript is spliced from 5 exons. Gene Ontology annotation, molecular function: dynein heavy chain binding.